UCUACCAUUGGGAGGGAUGAUAUUUAAUAGAAAGGCUUUUAAGUGGUGAAACCUGCCAGGUUUGAUCCACACAGCAUUUUAUUACAAGAAGAACACAGCGUCCUUACUGCUGGACUCCAAAAUGAAGGCCUGCUUAGCCGUCCUUUUGGCCUGUGCAAUAUUAUGUGAGACCUUUGCAGGCACUAGGGUCGACAUCACACCAUCUCUUUCGACAGAUGUGACCGUACCAGUCACUACCAACACUGUGAACCUUCAGCAGCCAUAUUGCUACUUUGAAAACACCUCACUGUGUGGUAACAAAACCCAAUGCUCUGUAUGGCUGGUGUCUUCACUUAGCUCAGCAACAAGCUCAUACGACAAACUCACUGCUGGUUACAUAGCUCCAUAUAACGCAAAUACCUACACUUCUAACGGAAUUGGGUACUCCACGAUCCCAAUCAAUAGUUUGGAUAAAAUACCCUGCAAUGGUACUACACCUAACAAUUUUGUAGUUGGAGCAGAUACUGUUUGUAGCAAACCUAACUGCAAUGGUGUGUUGCCUGCUGGACAAGCUAUGAGCUUUAAGUAUAUUUUGGUCGAUCAAAACAACAGCAUUAUUGCAAACACAAACUGGCUGCAGAACGUUACCACGAAAAACAUACAAAGUCCAGGCAGUCUUGGUAGUGCUUAUGCUGGAAGGUCUGGUGCAAUGGUGGUGAUCACAGCCAUUCUUUCUGUUGCCAUGGCUUUGCUUUUGCUGUUGCUGCUUAUUGCCUUGAUCCUGGCCUGCUGCUGCCGCAGAGGGAAAUCACAGUCGUAUGAAGCCAGGCGUCAACCUUCGGUGAUCGGAUCCCUCCGUAUUCCCAGUUAUGACGUGCACCACCUGAAGAACCCUUCCCCCUAUGACAACCCUGCAUAUGAGCACGAGCUGAAUAAGAAGAGGUACACCACCAAUUCCACCCUGCCCCAGAAAACCACCACGGUGAUCACUCACGUGCACUCCAGCUCUCCAGAUAACAUCACCCUGCAGAAAAUGUGAAAUGUGCUUAUUUUCACAGCAGUGUAUCUGACACUUUAGGAAAUAUUUCGAUCAAAUGCAAAUGUGGCUAAAAAUCUUUGAUCACAUGUUUCUGAUUUGAAGUUUUAACCGUUAAAAUUCUCUUUAAUACUAUUAUUAUUCUUACUACUUCUGCAAAUAUUAAUAAUAUUGCAAUUGGUAAUAAUAAUACGUUUUAUUUAAAUAGCACAGUAUUUAUAUUUGUAAUGAAGCUCAAUAGAUCAAUUAUGAAUCUGUAAGUACAAAUAAACUUCAGGGGGAAAAAAUGCUAAAUUGAAAAAUUAUGACAAAAUAACUCAAAUUAGGUUCAUUCAAAAACAUUUUGGUCUGGGUUUACAGUUUAUAACUUUUAUAGAAAUUCUAUAAAACUACUUUGAUAAAAAAAAUAAAAUAAAAUAAUUAAAUUGGUAAUCAAUGAAUUCAAGCUAGCAGUAUGACUUGUUUAAUAUGUUUAAUAGUUUCCUAGCCACUGUAAUCAAGUCUUAAACUCUCAAAUCGAUGCAAGUUUCCUUUUCUCCUUUUUCUGCACUAUAAUCAAUGAAUUUCUAAUAUAUUACCAAAGAGUAUAUUAUAGAAGCGGUAUUGGGGCUAAAUAAGUAAACGUUGGCCGAAAACUGUGUACAUAGCAGUAUGUAAGAUGUAAGGUUUAUACAGGCGUGGAUGAAGUACUGAGAAAUUAUACUUAAGUGUAAGUAAAGAAAAUUAGUCCGGGUUGUACUCAAUUAAAAGUAGCCAAAAAAAAAUUUAAUUUUAAAUUUUAAAAAGCUUAAACUUAACUUUUAAAAAAAUUUUAAACUUAAAAAAAAUAAAAUGUAUUAGAAACAAAAUCAUAUUUUUUUAACGGUGAAAUUGUUCAAUUUUUGUUUUUAUUUUGCUGAUUUAAUUUGCAAUAUUUACUGUUUGCUACAAACUUACUUGCUGCCUAACCAAUUAUGCUAGCUAUAUAAUCAAUCACCUGGCAUUGGCAAAGAAAACAAGCUAACUUAGUUCAAUAUAGACCGAAGUAAAUAUUGGGAAAUUAGCGAAACUUACUUCAACACGCCUCUAAUUUUCAAAUUGCCUUGCAGAGAGUUUGCUUAGAAUUUUACCGAGGUAAGCCCAGGGGGUUCCUCAAGUUCCUCAGUGCAGUCCAAUGGCUUUUCCAUACUUAAUACUUAGAGUAUAGUAAUGAAGUACAAUCCUUUAAGAAUUUGGUUUAUAAAGGGUUUAGGUAGGCAGAUAGAUAGAUAGAUAGAUAGAUAGAUAGAUAGAUAGAUAGAUAGAUAGAUAGAUAGAUAGAUAGAUAGAUAGAUAGAUAGAUAGAUAGAUAGAUAGAUAGAUAGAUAUUCUACCUACUCCUUCAUUGAACAGACUUACCUCCAAUGUACAAUUUUAAAGUCCAAUAUAUCAAAUCUCUAAGAUGUAUGUAGUCAUGAAAUGCAGAACAGAUCGUUGCAUGCUGCACUGCUUUAAACUUUCAAGGCAUUAUGAAAUAAAAACGAAAUGUUUACCAAAACCAAA
Messenger RNA from Hemibagrus wyckioides, 2536 nucleotides. It is a transcript of the gene upk3b, whose product is annotated as uroplakin 3b. The record is from RefSeq and is a predicted model, not a curated record. NCBI's taxonomy places the organism in Eukaryota, Metazoa, Chordata, Actinopteri, Siluriformes, Bagridae. The transcript is spliced from 6 exons. The coding region runs from base 122 to 1018 and encodes 298 amino acids.